CUGGACCACCAGGCACUGGGAGACACACACUCGGAAACAUUCACGCAUUCACAAUGCGCUGGCACGAACGCGCACGCGAGCGCACGCUCCUGCCCACAGCCACACAGACCUGAGCUGGCAUCGCAGAGGGCAGCUCCUCUCUCUCGUCUCUGCACUCCUGUGCUCAGCCUUACUGCAGCCCCUCGCGGCAAGCCGAGCUCCUCCGUGCACCACAGCGCACCGCCAUCACCGCCUCCGCCUCCACCAGCGCUUGCCUCGGAGUGUUCCGAACCAGCGCAGCACCCAGACGUGCAGCCCUCAGUCUGGGGAGAGUUUGCAGAACGAACUGACUUUCAGACCAUUAUACCAGGUUCAGUAGUUCAGCAUUUGGUCCUUUGGUGACAAACUGCAGAACAGGACUGCAGACUCUUGCUGAUGUUGGAGGACUUGUUCAGCUUGUCAACUACUGAAAGUUACUCUUUGGACCAUUUUUUGGACUUAACCAAGCAGCCAUUUCUUGGCCAACACAACACCUUCUAAUCCAUCCUCACAAACACACGUCAGACGAAGAAAGUUCACCUGUUUUGCCAUGGCAACGACAGGUAUGCAGCUCCUGGGCCUUGUCCUCUCCAUCAUUGGCUGGGUGGGCGGCUUCCUCGUGUGCAUCAUGCCCAUGUGGCGGGUGACCGCGUUCAUCGGCAACAACAUCGUGACGGCGCAGAUCACGUGGGAGGGCCUGUGGAUGAACUGCAUCGUACAGAGCACCGGCGAGAUCCAGUGCAAGGUGUACGACAGCCUGCUGGCCCUGCCCAGUGACAUGCAGGCGGCGCGCGGCCUCACCGUGCUCUCUGUGCUGCUCUGCACCUUGGCGCUCACGCUUGGCGUGCUGGGGAUCAAGUGUACCAAGUGCGUGGGCCUCCCGAGCCUGGAGGCUCGUCUGGCCCGCGUGGCUGGCGUGAUCUUCGUUGUCGCCGGCUUCCUCUACCUCAUCCCCAUCUGCUGGACAGCCCACUCCAUCAUCAGGGAUUUCUAUGACCCCUACGUGGCUGCCCCACACAAGCGCGAGCUGGGCCCUGCCCUCUACCUUGGAUGGGGCGGCUCCGCCCUGAUGCUCAUCGGUGGGUCUCUGCUCUAUGCAGGAUCAAGUCCCCCGGGGAUCCCCUCCUCCCCCACCUUCAGCAGCGGUGAGAGCAGCCCUCGUAGGGCUGGGGGAUCCACGCAGGUCAAAGGUUAUGUUUAACAGCCCACAACAGCAGCACUCAAUCCCCAAAUCAACUCUGUUAGUUUUCCCCAUCGUUAUAGAUCCCAGUUGAUUUUUAAUAUAUUUUUUAUUACUUAGUGUCGUCAACCAGUUGUAGCUGAUGUGAUUGGGAAAUGUGAAAUGAUUUUGUUUUCCUUUAUGUUGUCAUUCUAUAACCCUGUCUGUGUAUUUACCCAUGUGUAAAAUAAUAAAGAUAUCAGCCCUCCAAAGCCUC
This is a messenger RNA of Electrophorus electricus (electric eel), 1454 nucleotides long. Lineage: Eukaryota; Metazoa; Chordata; Actinopteri; Gymnotiformes; Gymnotidae. The record is from RefSeq and is a predicted model, not a curated record.